AUGGGUUUUAAAAAAUACUCUGAAUUAAUUGGUCAUCUUCUUGUUGCUGAACAACAUAAUGAUCUUUUAAUAAAAAAUAAUGAAACUCGACCUCCUAGUACUGCUUUAUUCCCAGGAGUGAAUGCUGUAAAUUUUCACCCAACUUGGCGUGAAAGAAAUUCUGACCCCAGUCGUGGUCGAGGUCAAGGUCGUGGUCGUGGUCAUGGCAGAUACUUCAAUCAGGGUAAUCGUCUUGCAAUAAAUAAUAGCCCUCAGCACCAACAGUGCAAGAAGAAGGGUAAAACUCCUGAAGCAGCCCCAAGAAUGAACCCUGAAAAUAUAUGUUAUCGAUGUGGAGGAAAGGGACACUGGGCGCGUACUUGUCGUAUGCCUAAGCAUCUGGUAAAACUAUAUCAGGCGUCCCUCAAAAAGCCAGAAAAUGAUGUUGAAACAAACUUCCUCCUUGAAAAUAACGUUGAGCCCAUGGAUUUAGAAGUGUCUGGUUUCUUUGCAGUUCUUGAAGAAUUUGUAAAUCACCUUGUAGGUGAUAAUAAUGCUAUAAUCCGAUUAUGUUAA
Messenger RNA from Capsicum annuum, 555 nucleotides. RefSeq lists its product as uncharacterized. Gene Ontology annotation, molecular function: zinc ion binding; nucleic acid binding. Lineage: Eukaryota; Viridiplantae; Streptophyta; Magnoliopsida; Solanales; Solanaceae. The transcript has a single exon. Bases 1 to 555 code for a protein of 184 amino acids. The record is from RefSeq and is a predicted model, not a curated record.